Thermothelomyces thermophilus ATCC 42464 is the source of this 1382-nucleotide messenger RNA. RefSeq lists its product as uncharacterized. Gene Ontology annotation, cellular component: Golgi apparatus; membrane. Bases 149 to 1105 code for a protein of 318 amino acids. The record is from RefSeq and is a predicted model, not a curated record. The transcript has 3 exons. Gene Ontology annotation, molecular function: CDP-diacylglycerol-inositol 3-phosphatidyltransferase activity. Gene Ontology annotation, biological process: phosphatidylinositol biosynthetic process. Lineage: Eukaryota; Fungi; Ascomycota; Sordariomycetes; Sordariales; Chaetomiaceae.
CGAACACGCAUUUCCGCGCCAUCCGGAUUGCUCGGUUCUCCCAUCGCCAGACACACCCGCGCAGACGUUAUCGAUCUCGACAACCGGCCAGGACGGUAACGACCCCGAUUGCUGUAUUUUGCGGGUGCCAUCCGACCAAACAGCAAUCAUGGCUGGAUCCAAGAAUCGUCGUCAGGGCACGGCCGCCUCCCCCGAGCCCAAGGCGCAACAGGACGACAACAACAACGGCACUGCGCCGAUCGCCCAUGGCAAUGGAAGCGCCAACAUUGCCGCCAACGCGAAAAGCACCGUCGAGGGCCCGCGCGAGAACAUAUUCCUUCUGUGGCCCAACAUCAUCGGCUACUCCCGCAUCAUCCUCGCCGUCGCCUCGCUCUAUUACAUGCCGCUGCACCCGCGCACCUGCUCGCUUCUCUACAGCGUGUCGUGCCUCCUCGACGCCCUCGACGGCUACGCGGCGCGGUACUUUGAGCAGUCGACCCGCUUCGGCGCCGUCCUGGACAUGGUGACGGACCGGUGCACGACAUCCUGCCUGCUGGUCUUCCUCUCAUCGGCCUUCCCCCGCUGGGCCAUCGUCUUCCAGGGCCUGAUCGCCCUCGACUUCGCCAGCCACUACAUGCACAUGUACGCGACCCUGGCCAUGGGCGGUAGCGAAACCAGCCACAAGAACGUCGACAAGUCGCGGAGUCGCAUCCUGUCGCUGUACUACACCAACAAGACGGUCCUCUUCGUCGCCUGCACCCUCAACGAAGCCUUCUUCAUCGCGCUGUACCUGCUCUCCUUCUCGUCGCCCCUGCUCUCCCCGUCCCUCCUCCAGACCGUGCCGGACCAGGCGGCCGAGGCGAUCAACCGGGGCGCGGAGGUCGACUCGUCGCUGCUCCGGCAGCUCUUUGCGAACCCGCACAGCGCCGGCGCCCUCGAGCUCGCCCGCGCCAACAAGAUGGACAGCUUCUGGCCCUGGGUCCUCGCCGGCGUCAGCUUCCCCGUCAUGGCCUUCAAGCAGGUCGUCAACGUCAUCCAGCUCGUCAAGGCGAGCCGCUGGCUGGCCGAGGGAGACGUCGCCUUGCGCCGGGCGCAGGGCUUGCCAAGGAAGAGGAAGACAAACUGAAGAGGGGAAGUGACGGGAAAGAGAGGGAGGGGCCCAUAACUUGAUUCUCUUACCGGGGAAAGGGAGGUUGGGGGGGUUGGGGCGAUGGUUGGUCUUUUGAGGGUAAUUGCAUGCAUGGACCUUGGAUCGGUCUCUCUGGGCGUUCAACGGAUCGGAGGCGGGUCGGUAAGGCUGGCUGGCAGGUGGGCGGGCAAGCAGGACACGGCGGGCGGGGAAAGAAGAGCUCAUGUCCGCAACAGAAUUUUGGCGGGCAGGUUGCUGGUUACUUGUGGAAACU